Messenger RNA from Penicillium salamii, 1035 nucleotides. NCBI's taxonomy places the organism in Eukaryota, Fungi, Ascomycota, Eurotiomycetes, Eurotiales, Aspergillaceae. The record is from the annotation of a GenBank genome assembly.
AUGUCGCUUACCUCCGUGCGAAAUUUGCGCACCCAGUGGUUCCCACCCAAAGCCUCCUUCACGGAGAAAGAGCUACCCUCGCAGCAUGGUCGUGUUUUUAUCGUGACAGGUGGUAAUUCUGGUGUCGGGUUUGAAUUGUGCAGGAUACUGUACAGCUCUGGGGCCACAAUUUACAUGGCAUCAAGAUCAAAGGCAAGUUCCCAAAGCCUGCGCGCCGGGCACGCAAUUCAUUCAAUAGUGAAGGCUUCGCCUGCCCCGAAGGUGCCCGGCAAAAUCAAAUUCCUACGCCUCGACCUCAGCGACUUGGAAUCAGUCAAGGAAGCGGUGACUACCUUCGCACAGGAAGAAUCCAAACUCGAUGUUCUCUGGAAAAAUGCCGGAAGUGGGGCGCAUAGGGUGAAAUCCGGCGCCAAAACCGCCCAAGGACUCGAGGCGAUGGUGGGGAUGCACUGCGUUGCGACCUUGCUGUUCACCCAGCUCUUGCGACCCCAGCUACGAGCAGCUGCAGCUGCACCCGAGACACCUCGUGGAUCAGUUCGGGUUGUAUGGACAUCCAGCUUCUUGGCCGAGGGCAUGUCACCGCCAAAUGGAAUUGAUUUCAACGUACUAGACAAGGGGAUCAAAGAUGGGGCUCGCAAUUAUGCUGCAUCCAAGGUGGGAACGUGGAUGCUGGGACGAGAACUAGCCCGCCAAUCUCAGCUUGAGGAGGAUAAUAUUGUGAGCGUGGUUCAGAAUCCAGGAAAUCUCAAAUCAGGAGCCUACGCAGAGACUUCUGCGAUUGCUAUGUGUUUCAUCCGCCCCUUCCUUCACGAGACAAAACUUAGGGCCUACACUGAGCUGUAUGCCGGUUUGUCGUCCGAGAUCACCCCUGAGCAGAAUGGAGCCUAUGUCAUUCCCUGGGGAAGGAUUCGACCAGACGAGGAUUGCCCACGACGCGAUAUUAUUGCAGCGAUGACCCCGAGCGAGGAGGGGGGACUCGGGUAUCAAGCCCGAUUUUGGGACUGGUGCGAGUUGCAGUGGAAGCCUUUUGUGUAA